Hemibagrus wyckioides is the source of this 4775-nucleotide messenger RNA. RefSeq names its product ubiquitin like modifier activating enzyme 6 (gene uba6). Gene Ontology annotation, cellular component: SUMO activating enzyme complex; cytoplasm. The record is from RefSeq and is a predicted model, not a curated record. Gene Ontology annotation, biological process: protein sumoylation. Gene Ontology annotation, molecular function: SUMO activating enzyme activity. The transcript is spliced from 33 exons. Bases 148 to 3222 code for a protein of 1024 amino acids. NCBI's taxonomy places the organism in Eukaryota, Metazoa, Chordata, Actinopteri, Siluriformes, Bagridae.
GUGGCGCGGUGACGCGCUUUCAGCUCGCGAGCCGCCGGGCGAACAAACCCUAGAAGAAGUAGACGCUAUUCAGUCCCUCGCGCACACUGACAGUCUGAUCCGAGUCCACAGCAACAACAAGGCGUCCCCUGUCCCCCCCCGUCCGACAUGGCCGACCCGAUGGAGAUAGACGAUUCGUUGUACAGUCGGCAGCGGUAUGUCCUGGGAGACAGUGCCAUGCAGCAGAUGGCUCAGUCCUCAGUGUUUCUGAGUGGACUGGGGUCAGUGGGUGUGGAAGUGGCCAAGAACAUCGUCCUUGCUGGAGUGAAGACAGUCACGUUACAUGACAGUCAGCAGUGUGAGGUCUGGGAUCUGGGCACUAACUUCUUCAUCAGAGAGGAGGACGUUCAGAGCGGGAAGAAAAGGGUGGAGGCCAUACACUCUCGGGUGUCUGAGUUAAACCCUUAUGUGCAGGUCAGCGUAUCGAGUGUGCCCCUGAAUGACACGACUGAUCUCAGCUUCCUGCUUAAGUACCAGUGUGUGGUUUUAACAGAGACGAGUCUGAGCUUGCAGAAGAGGAUCAACCAUUUCUGUCACUCUCAACACCCUCCGAUUAAGUUUAUUAGCUGUGACGUUUUGGGGAUCUGUUCGCGAGUGUUCUGUGAUUUCGGCGAGACCUUCGAGGUCUCGGACCCGACGGGGGAGGAGCCUAAAGAGCUUUUCAUUCAGAAUAUCAGCCAGGAGAACCCCGGCGUGGUGACCUGCAUGGACAGCCGCACACACGGCCUCCAGACCGGACAGAGGGUGUGUUUCCGAGAGAUCGUCGGCAUGACUGAGCUCAACGGCACCAUACACCAAAUCACAGCUAUCUCUCCGUACAGUUUCUCGAUCUGCGAUACGUCUUCCUUCCAGCCGUAUCUCCACGGUGGUAUCUUACGAACGGUCAAGACCCCCAAAACCUACCGCUUCGAGACGUUGGAGCAACAGUUACACGACCCACAGCUCCUUAUUCCCGACUUCAGUAAACCCGAGGCACCGCUGCAGAUCCACGCCACUAUGAUCGCUCUGGAUGUGUUCAAGGAACAACACAGCAGAUUGCCGAAUCCAGGCUGUUGGCAGGAUUCGGAUCUCCUGCUGAAGAUUACCGAGGAGGUCAACGGAACGCUUAAAAGCAAAGUGAGCGCCAACCCAUCUUUAGUGAGGGGCGUGUCCCGCUGUGCCAAAGGUUGUCUCUCUCCCCUGGCGGCUGCAGUGGGCGGUAUCGCUAGUCAGGAAGUGCUGAAGGCUCUCACCGGAAAGUUCACGCCGCUACAACAGUGGUUUUAUCUGGAUGCCUUAGAAGUGGUCCAACCCCUCCAGUCACUUCCUGUUGAGGAGUUUGCCCCUAGGGGAGAUCGAUACGAUGCUCUGAGGGCCUGUAUCGGCGAAUCGUUUUGUCUGGAGUUGCACAAGCUUCGAGUCUUUAUGGUGGGCUGUGGUGCUAUAGGCUGUGAGAUGUUGAAGAAUUUUGCACUGCUCGGGGUGGGGUUGACCAGAUGCUCAGGGGAGGUUUUCAUCACUGAUCCUGAUCUUAUAGAGAAGUCCAACCUCAACCGCCAGUUUCUCUUUAGACCUCAUCAUAUACAGAAGCCGAAAAGCAUCACGGCGGCUGCGGUGACGUUAGAGAUCAAUCCCGAGCUGCACAUAGACGCUGACCUGCACAAGGUGUGUCCUGCCACGGAGGACAAAUUCAGCGACACUUUCUAUUCACGUCUCAGUCUAGUGGUCACUGCGCUGGACAACGUGGAGGCUCGGAGAUACGUGGACAGCCGAUGCGUGUCCAAUCAGAAAGCGUUACUGGACUCUGGGACCAUGGGGACGAAAGGUCACACCGAGGUCAUUGUGCCAAACCUAACAGAGUCCUAUAACAGUCAUAGAGAUCCACCAGAGGAGGAGAUACCGUUCUGCACUCUGAAGUCUUUCCCUGCUGUGAUCGAGCAUACCAUACAGUGGGCCAGGGACAAGUUCGAAAGUGCCUUCUCUCACAAGCCCUCCAUGUACAACAUGUUCUGGCAGACCCACGUGUCCACUCUAGAUGUAUUACAGAGGUUGAAAGCCGGGGAGAGCAUGGACGGGGUGUUUCAAGUCAUCAAGGUGUUGAGUUGCCGGCCCACGCGCUGGGAGCACUGCCUGGCCCUGGCUCGCCUCAAAUUCGACAAAUACUUCAAGAGAAAGGCACUACAACUACUGCACUCAUUUCCACUGGAUACGCGACUGAAAGACGGCACUCUGUUCUGGCAGUCUCCUAAACGACCUCCAUGUCCUAUCGAGUUUGAUCUCAAAGACCCCCGGCACUUGAAGUUCGUGGUCAGCACGGCUCGGCUGUUUGCAGGAAUUUACAACGUCCCCUAUUCAGAAAAGAACCUCAGUUACGAGGCCGUGGCAAGCGUCUUGGCCGAAGUCGAGAUUCCCGAGUACAAGCCGGCAGAGAAGCAUAUAGAAACAGAUGAAACGGUUAAGAAGCCUGAUCACUUGAAGUUGACGGUAAGCAGCGAGGAGGAACGGGAAGCCAUAUCACAGCUGGAGGAGGCCAUCACAUCUGGUUUUGUACCAGAGAGCCUGCGUAUGACGCCCUUGCUUUUUGAGAAAGACGAUGACUCGAACGGUCAUAUGGAUUUCGUGGAGUCGGCGUCAGCCCUGAGGGCCCACAUGUACUCGAUCGAAGCCGCCGAUCGCCUUCAGACCAAACGCAUCGCCGGGAAAAUCAUCCCCGCCAUCGCCACGGCUACCGCUGCAGUCGCCGGAUUGGUGGCGUUGGAGCUGAUCAAAGUCACAGGUGGCUAUGGCUUCGAAUCGUUCAAGAACUGCUUCUUCAACCUGGCCAUCCCCGUCAUGGUACUAACGGAGACGGCCCGGGUCAAACGGACACAGAUCAGAGAUGACAUCUCCUUCUCCAUCUGGGAUCGCUGGACCAUCGUUGGUCAGGAAGACUUCACCCUGUCCGAGUUCAUCAGUGCGGUCAGGGAAAAGUACGGUAUGGAGCCCACCAUGGUGGUCCACGGAGUGAAGAUGCUCUACGUCCCCAUCAUGCCUGGACACAACAAGAGACUCAAACUGACUAUGCAGAAGCUGAUCAAGCCUUCAGCGGACAGGAAGUACGUGGACCUCACCGUGUCUUUUGCGCCGGAGACGGAUGGGGGCGAGGAUCUGCCCGGUCCUCCUGUCCGUUAUCACUUUAGACACGAGAGUGGCGAGAAGGCCUGACUGACCUCCCACCCAACACACACACACACACACACUCUGAUAACACACCCUCCCUUAUCUUCCCCUGUGGACCACUAGUGGAGUAGCACUUGAUCAAUCUGUACAUAGUAAAACUUGUUUUUCUUUUUGUUUUCUACGGGUUCGUAAUUUUAUUGCAUAGCUCCGUCUGUGCAGAUGCCUUAAAAAAAAAAUAAAAAAAUAUUGUGUGUCCACGCUGAUGAUGAUGAUGAUGAAGAUGGAGGUGAUUAUUAUAUAUAAUUGAUCUCACAGUGUUUACACUCCUAACUUAAGGCUUAUGAUGGUUAUUAUUUUAUUAGCGCAAGACACAGGGAAAGGGGGAGGGGCCAAACGGAUCGCUUCCUUAAUAUGCAGAUGGUGGGUGACGCCGUUAUCGCGAGCGUUUCCCGUUCGCCCCGGACAGAGAGACGCGCGGCCGCGCUGGGCGAUAUGCAACCUCUGAAAGACUUCCCCGUACGUACGGAACGGAUCGCUACACGUGGGCGUGACCCGCGCCGCGCUGCACUGUGACUCGAGUGGAGUGUGGAGUUCGCUCUCGUUCCAUUCCUCACCGUUUUCACAAGGAUACGCCUUUGGGAGAGGACGGAAGGAUCCGGAAGAAUCUCGGACACUCUGCCGCGAAUUUCCAGCCUGCUGCUGCUGGGAUAUUAUCAUGUAGCACCUAGUCCUGAACAGGAAGUGAACAAGAGCGGGAUUGUGUGUGUGUUCAUUUACUUCCUCUCUAAAAAAAAAAAAAAACAGCAAAGUUCUCAUUUUAAACAGAAGUCGUAACCGUGAUGUCCUCUCUCUCUCUCUCUCUCUCUCUCUCUCACUCACUCACUCACUUAAUCUCUCUCUCUCUUUUUAUUUCUCUCUCACUUACUCUCUCUCUCUCUUUUUAUUUGUCUCUCGCUCUCUCACUCACUCUCUCUUUUUUUAUUUGUCUCUCUCUUUAUUUCUCUCCUGCUCUCUCUGUUUCUCUCUCACUCUCUUGUCUCUCUCUUUAUUUCUCUAUCUUCUCUUUUUAUUACUCUCUCUCUCUCUCUCUCUCUCUCUCACUCACUCACUCACUCACUUAAUCUCUCUCUCUCUUUUUAUUUCUCUCUCACUUACUCUCUCUCUCUCUUUUUAUUUGUCUCUCGCUCUCUCACUCACUCUCUCUCUCUUUUUUUUAUUUGUCUCUCUCUUUAUUUCUCUCCUGCUCUCUCUGUUUCUCUCUCACUCUCUUGUCUCUCUCUUUAUUUCUCUAUCUUCUCUUUUUAUUACUCUCUCUCUCUCUCUCUCUCUCUCUCACUCACUCACUCACUUAAUCUCUCUCUCUCUCUCUUUAUUUCUCUCUCACUUACUCUCUCUCUCUCUUUAUUUGUCUCUCGCUCUCUCACUCACUCUCUCUUUUUUUUAUUUGUCUCUCUCUCUUUAUUUCUCUCCUGCUCUCUCUGUUUCUCUCUCACUCUCUUGUCUCUCUCUUUAUUUCUCUAUCUUCUCUUUUUAUUACUCUCUCUCUCUCUCUCUCUCACUCACUCACUUAAUCUCUCUCUCUCUCUCUUUAUUUCUCU